Molecule: messenger RNA, 618 nt
Organism: Vicia villosa (hairy vetch)
Lineage: Eukaryota; Viridiplantae; Streptophyta; Magnoliopsida; Fabales; Fabaceae
Exons: 1
Coding region: 1-618 (205 amino acids)
Molecular function (GO): nucleic acid binding; RNA-DNA hybrid ribonuclease activity
Source: RefSeq, a predicted model, not a curated record
AUGGUUGGUAACCCAACCUUUAAGAAUUCUAACAAUUCUCUGUCUUUUUUCUCCUUGCUCAAAGGUUUUGGCAUAAAUAUUCACCUUCGUAAGCAAAUUUUCAUGGUUGAAGUCCUUUGGUGUCCUCCGGCUAGGGGGUGGAUAAAAUGUAACAUUCACGGUGUGCCGGUUGGUUCGCCCUUGCUUGCUACUUGUGGUGGCCUCAACCGUGAUGAACACGCAAACCACUUACUUAGCUUUUGUGUUUUUUUGGAGGCUGGAACUCCGGUAUUUGUUGAAUUCAUGGCAGCAAUCAUAGCGAUUGAAAAGGCCAAACGAAUGCAGUGGUCUAAGUUAUGGCUCAAAACUGAUUGUAUUUUGGUUGUGAAGGCUUUUUCGAAUCCUAAUCUGGUGCCGUGGAAAAUCAAAUCAAGUUGGCUUUCGUGUUGGGCUUACACUAUUAACAUUGGGUUCAUGAUCACUCAUAUUUUUAGAGAAGUCAAUUUUUGUGCAGAUUUUUUGGCCAAUAUCGGUUUAAUGAGUAAAAGCUUCACUUGGUAUAAUUUUGAGCAUAGAGAUAUUACCGCGGAUUACUUGUUAGAUAAGGCGGGAACCCCUAUGCUUAGGCUUUGUUCAUAA